This is a messenger RNA of Adelges cooleyi (spruce gall adelgid), 2289 nucleotides long. Its product is annotated as probable tubulin polyglutamylase TTLL2. Gene Ontology annotation, molecular function: tubulin binding; tubulin-glutamic acid ligase activity. The transcript is spliced from 8 exons. The record is from RefSeq and is a predicted model, not a curated record. Bases 322 to 1986 code for a protein of 554 amino acids. NCBI's taxonomy places the organism in Eukaryota, Metazoa, Arthropoda, Insecta, Hemiptera, Adelgidae. Gene Ontology annotation, cellular component: cilium. Gene Ontology annotation, biological process: protein polyglutamylation; microtubule cytoskeleton organization.
CCUCAACAGCGGGCACACGUGCUGCCGACACGGCAACGCGCACACACUGUCGUUCGCCUCGUCCAAAACCGACCGGUCAAUUGUUUGCGGUUUUUUUUCUUCGAAAUACUUAAGUACACUUUUUUGGGGUUUUUUCAUUCCUAUAUUACCUACAUUUUUUCGCGCGUUAGUACUACAUGUAACCGACAAACCAUACAGUUACUAUGUUUUCCAUUACAACGAAACCGCCGCCGACCGACAGCUGACGAACGUCUGCACCAUCAUCACAAAUGGAGCUAAGAGCCUGACUGAAAAGAUAUUGCAUGGACCGACGGAGGAGACAUGUCCAUAGCAGCUGCUGUUGAAGACCGGCCGUUCAUAUUCCGCGUCAACGAAAACGGCACCGGACCGGCUCUGCUCAUUCAGGUUUGCCAGGAACGCGGCUGGAAGGAGUACAACGGGGGCGCGAAAACCAAUGGCGAAGCAGAAAGCCGUGACGGGCCGUGGUCGGUGCCGACAGAUGAGUAUUGGAACCUUUGGUGGAAAUCCACUGGGUUCUCGUUGACACACUACAAGCAACAAAAAAUAUGGCAGUUUAACAACCACAUACCGAGCGGGUCGACCCUAUGCCGAAAAGACAAUCUAUGGAGGUACUUGAAAUGCAUGAAGAACGUGUUCGGAUCUUCCCUGUUCGGUUUCAGUCCUGACUCGUACAACUUGCCGUUGGAGUACACCAAGUUGGCGGCCGAAUGUAGCCACGAUAUGGACAUUGGCGAAAAGUCCAUAUGGAUCUGCAAGCCCGUCGGACAGAGUCAAGGCAAGGGCAUCUCUCUGAUAUCGCAAAUCGGUGAUCUCGUGUACGACACCAACACGGUAGUGCAGCGUUACGUCAAAAAUCCAAUGCUGAUUGGCGGCUACAAGUUCGACUUGAGACUAUACGUUCUGGUGCCUUCGUUCCACCCUCUGACCAUCUACGUGUACAGAGAGGGCCUGACCAGGUUCAGCACGGACAAAUACUCGCUGAACAACCUCGACAACCAUUUCGCCCAUCUCACCAACAGUUCGAUCAACAAGCUCGGGCCAAACUACUCGGAGACCAAAGAGAAAGUCGGACUGGGAUGCAAAUGGACCUUGCAGCAACUCAGGCAGCACAUCCGCCAGGCCGGUGUCAACGAUUGGUUGCUGUGGCAGAAGAUAUCCGUGCUGGUCGGCCUGACGUUGGCGAGUCAAUGUACCGGCAUACCCAACACGUCCAACUGCUUCGAGCUAUACGGUUUCGACAUACUGGUCGACUCUGAUCUCAAACCGUGGCUACUAGAGGUAAACUUAAGUCCCGCGUUGGGCAACGACUGUGACGUCGACAACCAAGUCAAAAGGCCACUGCUGCACGACAUGUUCGACUUGCUCGGCCUGCCCAUGUGCAACACGGGCCUGUCGUUGUACCGCAUGGCGUGCCGGUCGUCGUCGGUACCGCGGUACGGCGCGGCGGCGGCGGGCGGCCGGCCUUCCGCUCUGGCCGCGGCGGCCACGGAAAAGUGGAAGAUGAAACGCAAGGCCUUGCAGCGGACGGACGGCGGCGGCGGCGGCGGCGGCGGCGAAAACGCGACGAUAACUCCGAAGACGACGACGCAAACCAGACAGUCGUCGCUGUACGGGCCGAACAGGCGCGGCGGGGCCAUGGUACAGGCCGCGGACACGUGCAACUCGCCGACGGUGUCGACGGUGUGGGGAAACGGCCGCGACUGGCACAGGCCUGUCGACUCCGAGGGCAACUGGGUGAGGGUGUUGCCGUUGCAGACGCAGCCGCCGGAAACGUCUUUGGCAGGCCCGGGCACGGCCGGCAACACGGCCCGCGCCACGAUCAAGAACAUCCGCGAGUACCUGAAGUGUUGCAAGAAAGUCGCCAAAUCCUACGAAGGGCUUACCGGAGUGUCGGACGACGAGCUCAACGCCAAACUCAGGGAACUGUUGCCGGCCGUGUCCAAAGUGUGGACACCGCCCGUUUAAAUGAGACUAUUGUAAUGAACUUAACUGAAAUUCAUAUUGUUCGCUAUGAUGUAUAAUAACGCAACUUAUUAUGUUCUAUGAACAGUGUAUUGUUUUGUUGUAUAUAAACUAUUUUUUUCUAUUAAGAAUAUAAACCAGGAGUCCUAUUUUUUGUUUUAUUUUCUAAGAAUGAUGUGUUAUGUUUUCUUUUGUUUAUUACUUUUUCACAAAAACCCCCAAAAAUUAGUUGGAUUUGCGUGGAACAUAUUAUUAUUAUUAUUAUUAUAUUUUCUGUUAAAUAAAACAUUUAUGAUUAUCAUACAA